AUGGCCCCCGUCGCCGAAAAGGACAUCCUGGCAUACCGUAAGGAUGUCGCAGAGAAAGGCCGCACCCUUUCCGCCGCACAGCGAGAGAGACUUGUACAGCCAUACCUCCCCGAACCCAUGCAGAAACCACACACCACAAGCGAGCAAAAUGCUUCAUCUUUCUCUAGCAACAGCAACCAAAGAUCCCGCAGUAACGGCCACAAGCGCCGACUGCGUCCAUUUUUAAAAGCGAAGCUCCAUUUUCUCAUAUUCUUCCUCAUUCAACUUUUCUUUGGCAUCUACAUUCGUCUGCGACAGAUCUACCACGCGACCAUAGAUCGGCUCCUAGCCAUACGGCACUACCACCACCGUACGCCGGAGUAUAUACAGCGGGAUGUCAAGAACCUCGACCGAAUACCGGAACACCUGAGUGUUAUUCUUAAGUUCAAAUCCGAGCAGGAUGGCGGCCUAGAGGCUCUGAUGGAUGAAGUCGCCGAGCUUUGCGCCUGGUCCGCUUCGGCAGGCAUUCCAUUGCUCAGCGUCUACGAGAAAUCCGGGAUUCUGAAGACAUACAUGCCUGCAUUGCAGGAGUUGGUUACAUUGAAGUUGAGAUCUUACUUCGGUCCUGCCCCUGCGGCACCGAGUCUGAGGGUCUUCGCGCCAAAUCAUCCAUCGAUCAUGACUCCUUCUCCUUCUCCUAUAGCAUCGCCUCGCAUCCCCCCAACAGAGCCCAGCUCUAAUGGUUCCGGAUCAACACCAUCUGGCACAACAAGACAACACUUCGACCUCCUCAUCCUCUCCGCUAGUGACGGACGUGACACAAUUGUCGACCUUACCCGAAUACUAGCGGAGAUGGCACAAGGACGAAAAAUCUCCCCGAAGGACAUCACGCCAAACCUCAUCAACACAGAAAUCAGCGCAACGACUUCUCUCGCGGAGUCGCAGCUUCAGAACGGCCAUGUGCCAACAACUGCCACCCUUUCGCCCAACGCCGCUCCAAACAAACAAGUAGAGGCCGGCGAACCUGACCUGGUCAUAAUCUUUGGCCCGUACGUAAAACUGGACGGCUAUCCGCCCUGGCAGGUGCGACUGAGUGAGAUCUUCUGCGUCGGAGACUCAGGGGGUGACGUGAGUGGAAGUGCCAGCACCAGAGUCGAGUACCAGGGUUUCUUACGAGGCCUCUGGCGUUACGCUGGUGCAGAGAUGAGAUUCGGUAGAUGA
Messenger RNA from Exophiala aquamarina CBS 119918, 1200 nucleotides. RefSeq lists its product as uncharacterized. Gene Ontology annotation, cellular component: dehydrodolichyl diphosphate synthase complex; endoplasmic reticulum membrane. The record is from RefSeq and is a predicted model, not a curated record. The transcript has a single exon. Gene Ontology annotation, molecular function: ditrans,polycis-polyprenyl diphosphate synthase [(2E,6E)-farnesyl diphosphate specific] activity. The coding region runs from base 1 to 1200 and encodes 399 amino acids. NCBI's taxonomy places the organism in Eukaryota, Fungi, Ascomycota, Eurotiomycetes, Chaetothyriales, Herpotrichiellaceae.